Molecule: messenger RNA, 1623 nt
Organism: Scomber japonicus (chub mackerel)
Lineage: Eukaryota; Metazoa; Chordata; Actinopteri; Scombriformes; Scombridae
Gene: stx11a
Product: syntaxin 11a
Exons: 2
Coding region: 135-1019 (294 amino acids)
Biological process (GO): synaptic vesicle fusion to presynaptic active zone membrane; intracellular protein transport; exocytosis
Cellular component (GO): endomembrane system; synaptic vesicle; plasma membrane
Molecular function (GO): SNARE binding; SNAP receptor activity
Source: RefSeq, a predicted model, not a curated record
UUUGCACAAUGUUGAAAUUUUGCGAUUAUAACGGAAUGAAAAAGAGGAAAUGAUUUUUUCCGCGGUCGCUUCUUCUGCUUUAGUGUGUUUAAUAGUGUAAGACCGCCGGAGGAAAACAUCACAAGCAAGGUGAGAUGAAGGACAGACUUGGUGAGCUGCAGACCGUCACCCCAAAGCCCGCAUAUGUGGAGCCCAGGCCCGAUGAGGACAAUGAUGAUGCAGAGGGCGAGAUAGAGAUGGAGCAACAUGCCAUCGUGUUCGAGGGAGACGAUGUGAUGGAUGGCAUCUACAAGGACGCCCAGGCGAUGAGGAAAGAGAUGCUGCUGCUCAAAAUGGACGUGAAGCGUCUCGGAAAGCAGAACACCAGGUUCCUCACGUCCGUCAGGAGGAUCAGCAGCAUCAAACGGGACUCCAACGCGCUCGGACGUGACAUCAAGGCCAGAGGGGAGCGCAUUUACGCACGCCUGGAGAAGAUGGGGAAGCUGAGCAAGCAGAUGGAAGAGGAUCACGGGCCUGCCUCAGCUCUGUCUCGAAUGGUGCGCUCACAGUAUGUCACUCUGACCCGCGCCUUCCACGACGCCAUGUCUGAGUACAACGAUGCCGAGAUGGCGCAGAGGGAGAACUGCAAGACCCGCAUCCAGAGACAAGCAGAGAUCAUGGGCAAGGAGGUGACCAGGGAGCAGAUAGACGAGAUGAUCGAGACGGGCAAGUGGAACGUCUUCUCUGACAAUCUCCUGCUGGAGGGGAGGACUGCCAGACACGCUCUAACGGAGAUCGAGAACCGGCACAAGGAGCUUCUGGAGCUGGAGAGCCGCAUCCGGGACAUUCACGAGCUUUUCUUCCAGAUGGCCCUGCUGGUGGAGGAGCAGGGCUGCAUGCUGGAUAAUAUAGAAUCAAAUGUGGGUGCAACUCAGGACUAUGUUGCCAAAGCCACGAUUCAGAUCAAAAAGGCUGUGAUCUACAAGAAAAACCAUCCUUGUAAAAAACUGUUUUGCUGUUGCUUCCCUUGCUGCAAAUGAGGCGGUAUCAGUGUUAUUUUUUUCUGUCAGUGUCCAGAGAAUAUCAAGAUUAGAUUCAAAUCAGCUUCUUAUGCAAAGAUGCCUGUAAUAUUUUACUUUUGGUUUCUAUAUUUAUUGAACUCAAAUAUAACAAUGACCUCAUUUUAAGGACUUGAAUUGUAGGUAGAAUAUAUAAAUAUAAAUUUCACAUCCUAGUAUCAUUUUCUUUACUGUGCUGGUCUAAGAAAAAAAUCUGCAUGUCAAACCACACGUCCACAUGCAAAUUUGUGCAAUGUGAUAUGAGUGACACAUUUCCUGAAUCUUAAUUAGAACAGCUCUAUUACUGUAAAGAAAUCUAAGCCAUAAUUUAACGCAUAACUCUCAGCUUUGUACCUACACUUUCAGCUUUUAUGUUUUCUAAUGUUGUGAUAGAUUAUUUCUAAAUAAAUGCCUACAUGUGGGCGGUUUUUGACAACCUGAAUGUAACAUAACUGGAACUUGUCUACUUCUUAUAGCCAUUGCUAAAGAGGUCUUUAGUAAUGGAGUGAACACAACAUAGCCUCUGAUUGUGGUUAGAUGGGGAAACAAGAUAGUUUAGAGUGAAUUGUGCAACUUUUCGAUGGCU